GAACACUUCUUGCUGGAAGGAAGCAGUGCUCCGGAUCAAACUGAAUCUGCCAAACAGACUCACGAUGGUUCUAGAAGACAUUUGCACAAGUCUUGUCCUGUGGUUCUUCGCUUUGAUGCCAUGUUUGCUCACAGAUGGAGUGGCCAUUCUGCCUGCCCCUUCAAACCUCUCAGUACACUCAACCAACAUGAAGCAUCUCUUGGUGUGGAGCCCAGUGGCCUUGCCUGGCGAGACGGUGUACUAUUCUGUCCAGUUCCAGGGGGAGUACGAGAGCCUGUACAAGAGCCACAUGUGGAUCCCCAGCAGCUGGUGCUCGCUCACCGAAAGGCCUCAGUGUGACAUCAGCGACGACAUCACUGCCACAGUGCCGUACAACCUCCGUGUCAGGGCCGCUCUGGGCUCACGGACCUCAGCCUGGAGCACCCUGAAGCAGCCCUUCAAUCGAAACUCAACGGUCCUCACGCCCCCUGUGGUGGAGAUCUCCAAGGAUGGCUUUCACCUGGUGAUCGAACUGGAAGACCUGGGGCCGCACUUUGAGUUCCUCGUGGCCUACUGGAGGAGGGAGCCUGGUGCCAAGGAACACCUUGAAGUGCUCAGGAGUGAGGGCGUCCCGGUGCACCUGGCCACCAUGGAGCCUGGGGCCGCAUACUGUGUGAAGGCGCAGACAUUUGUGAAGGCCAUCCAGAGGCGCAGCGCCUUCAGCCCGCCAGAAUGUGUCGAGGCGCGAGGAGAGGCUCUCCCGCUGGCGCUGGCCCUGUUUGCGUUCGUGGGCUUCAUGCUGAUCCUUGUGGUGGUGCUGCUGUCCGUCUGGAAAAUGGGCCAGCUGCUCCAGUACUCCUGCUGCCCUGCGGUGGUCCUGCCGGACACCUUGCGAAUGUGGGUAGCAAUGGGAAAGGAAGCCCAUGGUGAUAAUUCUUCCAUGAACCAUUGUGUGUAUGGCCUCGAGCUCUCCAUAGACGGUGGAGUUUCUGGGCUCCGACACCUCCGAAGCCAGAGCAUGCAGGACAGUGAAUUCAACGGCGAGAGGAGGUGGGGCUGUGGCAGCCGUGUUCCAUCUGAGACGCCAGCUGCUUCUCCGCUCCCACAGGGAGCUGCCAAGAGGGAUCAUGAGCUGAAGAUAACCAGUUCACCCCAGAAGUUGAUCACGUGCAGAAGGGACGAUGAGGACGCCUGUGCCACGGCUGUGCUGUCUUCUGAGGAGCUCUUCAGGAGCUGCUACGAUGCAGAAGGAAAAAUAAAAGGGGUCGCCCUAGGCCGUCUGUUUGGUUCCUACCAAAAGUGGUCUUCAGAGUUCUAG
Molecule: messenger RNA, 1297 nt
Organism: Lepus europaeus (European hare)
Lineage: Eukaryota; Metazoa; Chordata; Mammalia; Lagomorpha; Leporidae
Gene: IL20RB
Product: interleukin 20 receptor subunit beta
Exons: 9
Coding region: 65-1297 (410 amino acids)
Molecular function (GO): interleukin-20 binding
Source: RefSeq, a predicted model, not a curated record